Cynocephalus volans (Philippine flying lemur) is the source of this 948-nucleotide messenger RNA. RefSeq names its product optic atrophy 3 protein. The record is from RefSeq and is a predicted model, not a curated record. NCBI's taxonomy places the organism in Eukaryota, Metazoa, Chordata, Mammalia, Dermoptera, Cynocephalidae. Gene Ontology annotation, biological process: regulation of lipid metabolic process. Gene Ontology annotation, cellular component: mitochondrion. The coding region runs from base 62 to 622 and encodes 186 amino acids. The transcript has 2 exons.
GAGAGAUCCGGGGCGCACCGCCCAGUCAGCAAGGUUGCGCGUGCCCCGUGCGACCGCCAAGAUGGUGGUAGGCGCGUUCCCUAUGGCGAAGCUGCUAUACUUGGGCAUCCGGCAGGUCAGCAAGCCGCUUGCCAACCGCAUUAAGGAGGCUGCCCGCCGAAGCGAAUUCUUCAAGACUUAUAUAUGUCUCCCGCCGGCUCAGCUGUACCACUGGGUGGAGAUGCGGACCAAGAUGCGCAUCAUGGGCUUCCGGGGCACAGUCAUAAAGCCGCUUAACGAGGAGGCGGCUGCUGAGCUGGGCGCGGAGCUGCUGGGCGAAGCCACCAUCUUCAUCGUGGGCGGCGGCUGCCUGGUGCUGGAGUACUGGCGCCACCAGGUGCAGCAGCGCCACAAGGAGGAGGAGCAGCGCGCCGCCUGGAACGCUCUGCGGGACGAAGUGGGCCACCUGGCGCUGGCGCUGGAGGCGCUGCAGGCGCAGGUGCAGACCGUGCCACCACAGGGCGCCCUGGAGGAGCUGCGGGCGCAGCUGCAAGAGAUGCGCGUCCAGCUCUGCGCUCAGAACCUGCAACCGGAGCCCCAGGCAGUGUCCACGUCCCAGGCAGUGGCUGCGUUCGAGAAAUAGGAGGCUGCCGAAGCCUGAACUUGGACGUGGUCAUAUGUGUGCCCUGAUGUGGGCUUCUCCCCACCUAACCUCUGCCAGUGCUGGCCCAGCAGAAACCAACAGGAUGUUGAUGCAACUUGGCAUUCGGUUACCCCCUACUGAAAGACCAAUGGUAACCACCUCUUGGACCACCCCCCAGCAGGUGAAAUGUUCCAAUACAGCCCUCUCCGUCAUCCCUCACCCCACCUCUCUCCCCCUCUCCCCCCCACAAACCACGUCAACCUACAAGGUCCUGGUCAGCAGGACAUCAUGUGUACUCUUCUGGCAAAAGACAAAAUGGAACCUGG